GACGCAGAAACUCAGAAGCAAAAAAAGACAGAUAAAAAAAAUAUUCAUCAUCAUCUCUCUCUCCCUCUUCUCUGUUCACCCACCGUUCUUCUUCCUUCUCCUCCUCCUUUCCUUUCCUUCAUCCCCAAGCUUACAUCUCAAGCUGAAAUCAAAUUUCUCUCGAGAAAGUGACACACAACAAGAACUCAUCUUACUGAAACGUCACGAAACAGAGCAUUACAGCGAAAGGUUGAGACAGGGGAAGCGCAAGUUAGUUUCUUUAAUGGAUUCAAAUACUCAAAACCAUCUCUACGACCCGAAUCAAGUAUCUUCUUCUUCCGGGUCGGGUCUUCUUCGCUUUAGAUCUGCGCCGAGCUCUGUUCUCGCCGCGUUCGUAGACGACAACGACAAGACUGUGUUGAACUCAAAUGAGUUCGAGAACAAGUCUCGUGUUUCAUACGCCGCCGCUCCUCCGCCGCAGCAAGAGCCGUCGAGCUUCCUGGGUCUGCCGCCGCAUUACCCAAAACAGAGUAACGGGGUGAUGAUGAUGAACACGAUUGGUUUGGAUCAGUUUCUGAGUAUGAAUCAUCAUCAUCACACGAGACAAGCUGAAUCACAUCUGCUCCGGCAAAGCAGCUCGCCGGCCGGGACGUUCACAAACCUCUCCGACCAAAACGGUUAUUGUUACGUUGGUGAAGAAGAAGAAGAGGAAGAGAGUCCAUCUCAUCCCAACGGGUUAAGACGUCAUAGCAGCCUCUCUUCAAGACCACCUUCUUCUCUGGGAAUGCUCUCUCAGAUACCUGAAAUCGACUCGGAGAGUGUUCAGUAUAGCCAUUGGAAUCAUCCGUCGACCAGCUUCAUUGAUAACUUGUCCUCUCUCAAAAGAGAAACAGAGGACGAUGGAAAGUUGUUUCACGGAGCUCAGAUAAUGUCGCAUCACUUGAGUCUACCGAAGUCAGCCUCGGACAUGGGUUCAGUGGAUAAGUAUCUGCAGCUACAAGACUCUGUUCCUUGUAAAGUUAGAGCCAAACGUGGCUGCGCCACACAUCCUCGAAGCAUCGCUGAACGUGUAAGAAGAACAAAGAUAAGUGAACGAAUGAGGAAACUACAAGAGCUUGUUCCUAACAUGGACAAGCAAACGAACACUUCAGAUAUGUUGGAUUUAGCUGUGGAUUACAUCAAAGAUUUACAAAGACAGUACAAGAUUCUAAACGAGAACAGAGCUAACUGCAAGUGUGUGAACAAGGAGAAGAAUUUGAUAUAGCGCACAACAAGGCUUGUGUAUAUAGGACUAAGGAAAGCAAAGAGAGAAAGGGAUAAGAUAGACACAAUGUAAUGUCUGAAUAUUUUUUAGCCGAAACAGACCAAACUGUCUUAUAUGUAAGCUCCUAGCAAAAAUGCAUAUGCUUUCACCAUAUUAUAAGCAAUUAUAUAGGACUCCAAUCAUUUCUCUC
Brassica rapa (field mustard) is the source of this 1433-nucleotide messenger RNA. RefSeq names its product transcription factor bHLH130. Gene Ontology annotation, molecular function: DNA-binding transcription factor activity, RNA polymerase II-specific; RNA polymerase II cis-regulatory region sequence-specific DNA binding; protein dimerization activity. Gene Ontology annotation, cellular component: nucleus. The record is from RefSeq and is a predicted model, not a curated record. NCBI's taxonomy places the organism in Eukaryota, Viridiplantae, Streptophyta, Magnoliopsida, Brassicales, Brassicaceae. Gene Ontology annotation, biological process: regulation of transcription by RNA polymerase II.